UGUUUCAUUGCUAAAUAUGAGCCGUGAUUUGAAAAUUGGUAUGACAUCAUUACAACUGUAUAAAUAUCUGCUGCGACAAUGCGAAAAGUUGCCGCCAGAUGCAUGUUUACAUUAUAAGUUUGCUGUGAAACAGAGCUACAAACAACACAAAUUUGAACCUGACCCAGAACGAGUUCAAGAAAUAAUCGCGAAAAGCAUCGAGGAUGCUAAGUGGAUUUUGAACAAGUACACAUCAAAAUAAUGGACAUAGUAGAGAGCCUUAGUAGAAUAGCUACACUGUUUAAAUUAAUUUAUGAUCAUAAAAUAUUUUAAAGAAUGAGUGUGUUCGGAGAGAAGAUAGAGGACUACGAAAUACUUGAACAUCUAGGCAAAGGAGGAUUCGCACAUGUGUACAGAGCAAGAUGUCGCCGUACAGGUUUGUUUGUUGCUAUCAAGAUGAUAGACAAAGCUCUAAUGGCAAGUGCUGGAAUGAUAGGACGAGUUAGACAAGAAGUCACAAUACAUUCUCGCCUUAAACACCCUGCUAUACUAGAGCUAUACACUUUUUUUGAAGAUGCACAUUAUGUUUACUUAGUUUUAGAACUAGCACACAAUGGAGAGCUUGCAAAACACUUCAAACUAGGAACUAGAGGCUUGUCUGAAAAAGCUGCUGCUGAUAUUUUUAGACAAGUGGUAAGUGGAGUUCUGUAUCUCCAUACGCACAACAUUAUUCACAGGGAUCUGUCCCUGAACAAUUUAUUACUAACAAAAGACUUGAAUGUCAAGAUUGCUGAUUUUGGGUUAGCUACUCAAUUAAAUGGUCCUGAUGAAAAACAUGUCACCAUGUGUGGAACCCCUAAUUAUAUUUCCCCAGAAGUUGCUUCCAGGGAGUUACAUGGACUGCCAGCUGAUGUGUGGGGCCUGGGCUGCAUGCUGUACACCCUAUUAGUAGGCAGUCCUCCCUUCCACACCCAACAUGUCAAAACCACUCUGAAUAAAGUGAUCAAUGCUGAUUACAAAAUUCCUUCAGAAUUAUCAAUUCAAGCGCAAGAUUUAUUACAAAAACUGCUAUGCAAAGAUCCAACCAAAAGAAUCACACUUAAAGGCAUUAUGGAACAUCCCUUUUUAUACAAUAUCUGCACACCUAGUAUAACUAAGCAAGACUUAUCUAGAGAUUCUGGUUUCCUAACAACAAUGCACAGCACUCACACAAUGCAUAGUAACAAAACACGAAACGAUAGAACAGGUUCUGAUUAUGUAGGUGUCUACAGAGAUCAAAAUAUGGGCAAUUAUGUCAACAAAGAAGACAUCAAGCCUGCUUCGUUUAAUGUCUUCAGCGGAAUGCAGGACAAUCAGUCUCUAUCUAAUCACAGUAAUGGAUGUCACAACCAUGGAAUAUGUAUGGGCAGUGAUAAAGGUUUGGUUGGGUUACUCAACAUAAGACAGAAUCAACCCAUUACCCAUUUACCAAUACAGAAAUUUGAUGGGGCUUGUAAUAGUAGCAUCACACUUUUGGAAAAUAUGAAAAAAAUGGAUCUUAAAACGCACAAACCUGAAGGUUCCAUUGCAUCUGGUAUAGAUGAGAACAAAGAAACUUCAUCCAAAUCUUGCAAAAUAAACUCAAAUACCUUGGGAGUCCCUCCACUUUGUGCUGACAGACUGCCUAAUAUAUCACAUAGGACCCGUAAUGCCAUUCUAAAAAUAGAACCUAGUGGUGUUAUUGUAGAAUUUUUAAAAAAGAAAGGUAAAGACAGAGAAGAGAAAGUUGUUGAGAUCUGCAAAAUAACUAAAGAUGGCAUGAAGAUAGUUAUUUACAGUGUUGAUGUAAGCAAAGACAAAACCAAUCUUGGUCAAGAACAUGAUCCCAAACCUGAUGAGGUCUUUACUUAUCACAAUUUACCAUCAAAACAUUGGAAAAAAUAUUUGUAUGCUGCAAGAUUUGUAGAUCUUGUAAAAGCUAAGACACCUAAGAUAACACUUUAUUCAGCACUAGCAAAAUGUCAACUUAUGGAGAAUGGGACAGAUAUAGAUAUGUUUUUUUACAGUGGAGAGAAAGUCACAUAUUCACCUACAGAGGGGUUGAAAGUUAUUGAUAAAACCUUAAAAACUCGUCAUAAUCCUGCUGCAGUUGCAGAACUGAAAUAUUUGAAUGAUCAUUUUGAGGAAUGUUAUAAUCGCAUGAAGAGAAUACAAGGUGCAUUGUCCUGCAUUCCUGAUGAAUGCUUCCCUUUGAUAAUAGGCAAAAGACCAGUGCAAGCAGCUGCUAUUGUAGCCUCCCCGCUGCAAGGUUCUGUAAACGUAAACUUUAAUACGCCGCUUUUGAAUAUAGGAUCUUUUCAUCGCACAGCUAGUUCUAGUCAAGCCCCAAGUGAAUACUUGUCAUAGCAGAAUGCCAUUUUGCCUGAAAGACAAAUGAGUCUUUAAAUAAUAACUGUAAAUGUUAUUUCCCCUUAUGUCUGUUUAUUAAUAUUUUGGUUUUGUAAUCUCUUCCUUAUGUGAAUUUUAACUACUAUCUUAAGAUUGCUUAAAUAAACUUAAUGCGAAAUUUACUUAUUUGUGAAAAAUGAUGAAUGAACUCAAUUUCAUUGUGUAGACAACUUCAUUUUGAAGGCUUUUUACAUUAGGUAUAACUUUAUUACAUAGUAUUUUAAGUUACAUAAUUCUUAUUGAAAUAAUUCCUCACAGUAAUUUGGUAUAUUAUUUUAGUGUAUAUUUAAUUUGUUAUUAUAAUUUUA
This is a messenger RNA of Hyposmocoma kahamanoa, 2714 nucleotides long. RefSeq names its product serine/threonine-protein kinase PLK4 (gene SAK). Bases 316 to 2364 code for a protein of 682 amino acids. The record is from RefSeq and is a predicted model, not a curated record. Gene Ontology annotation, molecular function: protein kinase activity; ATP binding. The transcript is spliced from 3 exons. Gene Ontology annotation, biological process: protein phosphorylation. NCBI's taxonomy places the organism in Eukaryota, Metazoa, Arthropoda, Insecta, Lepidoptera, Cosmopterigidae.